ACUGGCUACUUUAUUGGGGGCAAUUAUCCUGCAGGGAGGUUUAAAACGUAGCAAGGGGCUGCAGAUCAAGCCACUGGAGGAGGAACCUGUCAAGAUGAGGCUGACUUUCCUGGUCAUCCUGGCAGUGCUGCAGCUCUGCAGCCCAGUCUUCCUCUCUGACCCCCUGCUCUACACCUCUCAGCUGGAGGAGGGGCAGGAUGCACCAAGCAAGCCCUGGCUCAACCCUCUGCUGGAAGAUGUGGUCCCUGAUCUGGACAUCCACAGUCCAUCCACACUGACAGAGACCUCAGAUCUAGAGCCCCAGUUCCCCGAUUCCCUGUUUAUGUAUGGGGAGAACGCCAACCUUAAAUGGGUUCAAUGGGAAGGGUCCCUCCCUAAUGGUGCUGUGGGCAUCUACAACGGUUACACCGAACGACAUGACUACAUCUGCAAAGUCAACUGCGAAGCUGGCUUCUAUACCGCAAGCAAAGGCAGUUUCUGCCAGUACCCCUACGCUGACAAGGAGCAUUCAUCCUCCAAGUUCGAAGUCCUGGUCAAUGUGGACAACUUUGAGUUUGUGGAGUGGAUCGAGGAGGAAUACGGUGCUGUCCCCCAACAUGCUGUCAAGACCUGCCAAGGUGUUGAGAUAUACGUCGGCAAGAACAAAUACGGUCUGGGAAAGGUUGUGACCCAACAUAAAGCCUUCUUCCUGCCUUGGGAGGGUGAUGAGUACUGGUACAAGAGAUACCAGGUCCUGGCCAUCAACAGGGACACCUACAGCCAGCACAUCUCUCACGUGGAGUACGCCAUCGACCAGAUCGAGUUGUUCAACCACCCUCCUGAGGCCAUGCAGUUUGUCAGGGUCACCAACCUGGAGUGCAGCAGUGUGGAGAAGAAGGUCUUGCUGGAGAAGACCAGCAAUGUGGAGAAGACCUGGGACAUCGGCAGGGAGAGCCGCAACAGCUCCACCACCAUGACGGCCAAGGUGCCCAUUAUCAGCCCAGGCACCGUGGACUUCACCAAGGAGCAGACGGUGAGCUUCUCAGAGGGAACCACCAUGGUGGAGUCUAUCCCUGAGCCACCCUGCUACCCUGUUGAGACAGACCCCUGA
Oncorhynchus nerka (sockeye salmon) is the source of this 1090-nucleotide messenger RNA. Its product is annotated as natterin-4-like. The transcript has 3 exons. The coding region runs from base 95 to 1090 and encodes 331 amino acids. The record is from RefSeq and is a predicted model, not a curated record. Lineage: Eukaryota; Metazoa; Chordata; Actinopteri; Salmoniformes; Salmonidae.